Messenger RNA from Sinocyclocheilus rhinocerous, 3595 nucleotides. RefSeq names its product ATP-binding cassette sub-family B member 7, mitochondrial-like. Gene Ontology annotation, molecular function: ATP binding; ATP hydrolysis activity; ABC-type transporter activity. Gene Ontology annotation, biological process: transmembrane transport; intracellular iron ion homeostasis. Bases 1335 to 3224 code for a protein of 629 amino acids. The record is from RefSeq and is a predicted model, not a curated record. Gene Ontology annotation, cellular component: mitochondrial inner membrane. NCBI's taxonomy places the organism in Eukaryota, Metazoa, Chordata, Actinopteri, Cypriniformes, Cyprinidae. The transcript has 16 exons.
UGACCAUUAAUACAAGUCUCCAUACUGAGUUGGUAAGAAGUCAAUCCUAUGCAUUUCUCUUCUGUAUAUCACUGUCUUUGGCUGAUAUUUUUAUUGAGCUUGUUUUAAUCUUCAAUGACUGAUUCAGACUGUGACUGUUUUCCUGUGGCCAAUAGCGAGCGGUUUGGAUUUACCUGCUUUCUUUUGCAUUGUGAUGCAGUAUAAAGACAUUUUGAUACCUCUCUCUCCCUGUAAAUAUUUAGGAAGAGACUGCUGAGGUCAGUAUUGUUUAAGACUUGUAAAACCUAAUAAGAAAUCGGUUUAAUGUAUUACCGUAAAACCCAUAAACACAUGAGGCUGUUUUCAGAUGAUGAGACUGUCCUGUGUAAACUAUUACCUUGUUUUCCUCUAGUGCAAAAGAAGUAGAUAUGGCAUCGCAGUAUCGUAUUGUAUUGUAAGUGGGCGAGUAAUCCUUUUGAAUUUGAAGUUUGAAAGGUAUGUUUGAGUCCCGUUUGUGUGGCCCUCUUCAGAUACUGUAAUUGUCUGCAUAAAUAAUUGAUAUGCCUAUCAUAUGGUUCUCACUUAUGAGGAUCCUUAUUAGCCAAUGCUUAUUGUUUGAUUUGCACUGCCCCUAAUCUGAGGGCGAGCAUUGCUUCCUUUGACUGUGUAUGCGCUCAAACACUUUCCUUUAACUCCAUAUCCACUACAUGUUUAAGUCUUUACAUGCCAAUGUUUUUCCAAUGGUGCAAAAUAUGUAUUGUUUGAAAGUUCUGUCUUGAUGAUUAAAUGUUAUAAGUCUUUCAAUACUUUACUUUGGUGAUCUUCACUUCUUGAAAUCUAAUAUCACUAAGCGUGCCAUUUAAGAAAUCACACAUUAUGACUGGAAAAUGUUCAUGUAUUUAUUUUCAUUUAUUUGUCUUUCAGAAUGUUUCAGGGUGAAAGGUCAAAUGCAAAAAGGCUGACAGCAGUCUCAACUGGCAAAGAUCACGCCACAUUUAUAUGCAACACUCCUUUGCCAAGAUCUUAACUCUUCACAGCCUUUUUUUUUUUUAACAGAACUAAAGUUUUAUUAAGCAAAGAAAGGAAGGCACAUCUGCAGCAGUGGAGUGCACUUCUGCCAAUGAUGAGACCGUGUCGCUGGACUCCAGAAGGUCAUGAUUAAGCUGUCAAGUGAAAGCUGAGCGUCAUCAACGUGGUCCAACAGCAGAGCUCAGAACAGCCCACAGAUCUUAGAAGCAGGAAAAUAUUUGCAGAUUCCAGAGAGACAGUGCUGGCACGGCCACGCAGGUGGAGGACUCAGUGCAGACCCCAAAAAUGUGCUGAAGGAAGUGAACUCCUCUAAGAUUCUGGCGGCCAUGUUGACGUAUGUUUGGCCCAAGGACAGACCGGACCUGCGCGCUCGAGUGGCCAUCUCACUGGGUCUCCUCGCUGGAGCCAAGAUAACCAACAUUAUGGUGCCCUUCAUGUUUAAAUAUGCGGUGGACGGCCUGAACCAGAUGUCGGGACACAUGUUGAACCUGAGCGAUGCGCCAAACACGGUGGUCACCAUGGCAACGGCUGUUUUGAUUGGCUACGGUGUUUCCCGCGCCGGGUCCGCUCUCUUCAAUGAGCUGAGGAACGCAGUGUUCGGGAAAGUGGCUCAGAGCUCCAUCAGAAGGAUAGCCAAGAACGUCUUUCUCCAACUUCACAACCUGGACCUGGGCUUCCACCUGAGCAGGCAGACGGGAGCGCUGUCCAAAGCCAUCGACCGUGGCACUCGAGGAAUCAGCUUUGUGCUCAGCGCUCUGGUCUUUAACCUGGGGCCUACACUCUUUGAAAUGAUACUGGUCAGCAGCAUUUUGUAUUAUAAAUGUGGCGGUCAGUUUGCUCUGGUCACUGUGGGGACGCUCUCGGCGUACACCGCUUUCACCAUCGCUGUUACGCAGUGGAGGACGCGGUUCAGGAUCCAGAUGAAUAAGGCUGAUAAUGAGGCUGGAAACGCUGCUAUCGAUUCUCUCCUCAAUUAUGAAACCGUUAAGUACUUCAACAAUGAGAAGUAUGAGGCCGAGCGUUACGAUAGUUUUCUGAAGGUGUACGAGUCGUCCUCUCUGAAGACCACCUCUACUCUGGCCAUGCUCAACUUCGGUCAGAGCACCAUCUUCAGCGUCGGCCUCACCGCCAUCAUGGUGCUGGCAAGCAAAGGCAUAAUGGCAGGCAGCAUGACUGUGGGGGAUCUAGUGAUGGUGAACGGGCUGCUCUUCCAGCUCUCUAUGCCGCUCAACUUCCUGGGCACCGUAUACAGAGAGACCCGACAGGCCCUCAUAGACAUGAACACGCUCUUCACUCUGCUCAGCGUCGACACCAAAAUAAAGGAGAAAGAAAUGGCCCCGCCGCUGCUCGUUACACCCCAGGAAGCCACCAUCAGGUUUGAGGAUGUGUAUUUUGAGUACUUGGAGGGACAAAAGGUGCUUAACGGGGUUUCCUUUGAAGUACCUGCGGGGAAAAAGGUGGCCGUUGUUGGCGGCAGUGGAUCUGGAAAGAGCACGAUUGUCCGAUUGCUCUUUCGUUUCUACGAGCCACAGCGGGGCAACAUCUACAUCGCAGGCCAGAACAUUCGUGAUGUUAGUUUGGAGAGCUUGAGGAAAGCUGUGGGCAUCGUGCCGCAGGAUGCCGUGCUUUUCCACAAUACCAUAUUUUACAAUCUGCUGUAUGGUAACAUCAACGCCACUGAAGAGGACGUCUACCGUGUGGCCAAACUAGCUGGAAUCCAUGACGCCAUUCUCCGAAUGCCUCAUGGAUACGACACGCAGGUCGGAGAGCGAGGCCUGAAGCUCUCAGGUGGAGAAAAUCAGCGUGUGGCCAUCGCACGGGCCAUCCUUAAGAACCCUCCCGUUUUGCUGUAUGACGAGGCCACGUCUUCACUAGACUCGAUCACUGAAGAGCAUAUUCUGACUUCCAUGAAGGAGAUGGUGAGGGACAGAACAUCUGUCUUUAUUGCACACCGGCUGUCCACCAUUGUGGAUGCAGAUGAGAUUAUUGUACUAAAUCAGGGGAAGUUGGCGGAGCGCGGCAGUCAUCAGGCUCUGCUGAGCGCGCCGGGCAGUCUGUACGCAGACCUGUGGAACACACAGAACUGCAGAAGCACGAGCGCCGCGGGCCGGCCUGAGCCUGUACCCGAGCGCCUGGCGCAGAGCGAGGAGGAGCGCAAGAAGCUGCAGGAGGAGAUCCUCAACAGCGUGAAGGGCUGCGGGAACUGCUCCUGCUGAGCUCUGCUCCUCUCCUCCAGACCUCCACUGGACUGGGAUCACAGCGAGGAGUCGAGGAUGUUAUUUCAUCCUGAACUGACAGCGGCGUUCUUCUUCUUUGUGAUUUUUCCAUAACCUCAGGGGCCUAUAUCAUGCCUUUAUUUUCACAUGCUGUCAAGGUUUUAAUAGAUUUGUCCAUGCCAUCUGGAACUCUUGUAAGUUGUUUUUAUUAUGCAUAUGUACAUAUCACUAAUGCAAUAUUUUUGAGAAGCGCAUUGUAUAGAGUGCAUAGAUAUUUUGUCUGUUGAAUUAUGUUAGAUAUGUCUGGACCAUUUAGAAAAUGUCUCCCUGAACACUGGCACCUUUGAUGUCUCAUCAACAUUAAUUUAUAC